This is a messenger RNA of Sclerotinia sclerotiorum 1980 UF-70, 696 nucleotides long. RefSeq lists its product as hypothetical. The record is from RefSeq and is a predicted model, not a curated record. Gene Ontology annotation, cellular component: nucleus. The coding region runs from base 1 to 696 and encodes 231 amino acids. The transcript has a single exon. Lineage: Eukaryota; Fungi; Ascomycota; Leotiomycetes; Helotiales; Sclerotiniaceae. Gene Ontology annotation, molecular function: DNA binding.
AUGCAAGAGUCGCAAAUUAAUCUAGCCAUUCAAGCUAUUGCUUCAUCCAAAAAACUAAGUGUGCGAAGAGCUGCUAAAAUCUAUAAUAUACCGCAUACUACCCUUAUCUACAGAAUAGCUGGUCGAAUGCCGAAAGCUGGAUCUCGAUCAAUACAUUGUAAAAUGAUGGAAUUAGAGGAGAAAUCGCUUUUUCAAUAUAUAAUUGAUAUGGACGAGAGAGGGUUUAGUCCUCGAAUAAGUGAUGUGGAAGAUAUAGCGAAUUAUAUACUCGAAACACGGGGUGCGAAGAAGGUUGGAAAGCUCUGGGCUUAUCGCUUUGUGAAACGAUAUACAGAAUUAAAGAUGUGUUUUAAUCGCGUUUAUGACUUUCAAAGAGCUCUCUACGAAGAUUCAGAGCUUAUUGAAAGAUGGUUUCGAUUAGUAUCGAAUAUGCGGGCCAAAUAUGGUAUUCUAGACUGCGAUUUCUACAACUUCGAUGAGACAGGCUUUAUGAUGGGACAAAUAUCACCAUAUAUAGUAGUUACUAAAGCUGAUCGAUAUGGAAAAAGCAAAGCUAUACAGCCAGGCAAUCGGGAAUGGGUUACAGUGAUUAUUUGUAUUGAUGGAGAAGGUUAUAAUAUACCUUUGUUUUUGAUAGUAAAAGGCGAAUACCAUCUUUCAAAUUGGUAUACCGAAGACGAUUUACUAUACGAUUGA